Cornus florida is the source of this 1822-nucleotide messenger RNA. Its product is annotated as NASP-related protein sim3. The record is from RefSeq and is a predicted model, not a curated record. Gene Ontology annotation, molecular function: histone binding. The coding region runs from base 152 to 1576 and encodes 474 amino acids. Gene Ontology annotation, cellular component: nucleoplasm. The transcript has 6 exons. Gene Ontology annotation, biological process: DNA replication-dependent chromatin assembly; CENP-A containing chromatin assembly. Lineage: Eukaryota; Viridiplantae; Streptophyta; Magnoliopsida; Cornales; Cornaceae.
CUUCUACCCACCGUCCCAUUAUAAAAUAGGAGUAUAAAUUUUUACAUUCCAUUUUUCCGCCAGAAAAGGGUUUUUGAAGUACAGAAAACAAAAGGCUCACUUUCAAGAAUUAAGGGUUUCCAUUUCCGUUCCCUUUUCGUUCGAAGUGGCCAUGGCCGACGAAGCUCCUGCUUCUUCAGAAACCCUGAGCCCAAAUGUCAACCAAACGCAGGCUUCAGUGGAAGCAAUCAUCGAGUCGAACGCUCUAGGAGGUACCGAGUCUUCUUGCAACAACAACGGCGAGACCUCUGCUCUUACCUCCGACGCCGACCGCGAAAAUUCUCUGGAGUACGCGGACGAGUUGAUGGAGAAAGGAUCGAACGCCGCCAAGGAAUGCGAUUAUGCAGAAGCCACCGACUGCUUCAGCCGUGCCCUAGAAAUCAGGGUUGCACAGUAUGGCGAACUUGCUCCUGAAUGUGUCAAUGCAUAUUAUAAAUAUGGAUGUGCCCUGCUGUACAAAGCUCAAGAAGAGGCUGAUCCCUUGGGUUCUGUGCCAAAAAAAGAGGGUGAAUCUCACCAAGAUUCCGACAAAGAUGGAUCUGUUAAGAAUUAUAUGAAUGGUGAAUCUUCUGCAGCUUCUGUUUCAAGUAAUGCUGAUCAAGAUGGAAGUUCAAAUCAUAAAGAAAAAGCUCCUGAAGAUGUUUCUGGUGGGAAAGAGCAAGAAGAUGAGGAGGAGAGUGACAAUGAUGACCUGGCUGAAGCAGAUGAGGACGAAUCUGACCUGGAUUUGGCGUGGAAAAUGCUGGAUGUUGCAAGGGCAAUUGUUGAGAAACACGCAGGCGACACAAUGGAGAAAGUGGACAUAUUGUCAGCUUUGGCAGAGGUUGCUUUGGAAAGAGAGGAUAUUGAUACUUCUCUCAGUGAUUACCUAAAAGCAUUAUCUAUUUUAGAGCGCCUGGUUGAACCAGACAGUCGACAUUUGGCUGAACUAAAUUUUAGGAUAUGUUUGUGUUUGGAAAUUGGUUCAAAGGCUCAGGAAGCAAUUCCCUAUUGCCAAAAGGCUAUAUCUGUUUGCAAGUCUCGCGUGCAGCGGCUCACAAAUGAAGUAAGGACUUCAUCAGGGUCAACAACAACAUCAGCUGUUCAUGAAUCUGACCCAACUGUCCAACAUUCUUCCAGUGGAGGACAGCCUGAUGAUUCCGCCACAGAUAAAGGAGCAGAGAUUGAAACACUCUCUGGCCUCUCUGGUGAGCUGGAAAAGAAGCUUGAAGAUCUGCAACAGCUUGUCUUGAACCCAACAUCAAUUCUUUCAGAUAUCCUGGGCAUGGUUACUGCCAAGGCAAAGGGCAUUGAGAAGAGUGCUUCUUCAGCUGUAAUGAGCUCUUCGAGGAUUGGUAAUGCCAACAGCAGUGGAGAUUUCGAGUCACCUACUGUUUCUACUGCUCACACAAAUGGUGCUGCUGGGGUGACACAUCUUGGUGUGGUGGGAAGAGGAGUCAAGCGCAUGUUGAUGAACUCGAGCCCAUCAGAAUCUAGCUCCAUGAAGAAGCCUGCAUUGGGUCCAUCACCGGAUAAAGGUGAUGGGAGUGCCUCUUGAAGGUUUGGCAUUACAGAAUCUGUGAUUUUGUAGGGGGAGGAUAAAAUGUAAGGUAAAUUUGGAGUUUGAAUUGAUGAGGAUCAUGGAUGUUGUCUUGGAGAAUCGUUUUCUACCUGACAAUUGUUUUAAGUUAGUAUGCUGUGCCAGGUGGAAUUCUCAUAUAAGUUUCUACUUUCUUGUAAUUUGAAUCUAAACAGAAGUCUUACUUUGCAAAUCUUAAUCCAUGAUUUGAUAUUGUGAUGCUAA